Messenger RNA from Galeopterus variegatus (Sunda flying lemur), 657 nucleotides. Its product is annotated as transmembrane protein 182-like. Gene Ontology annotation, cellular component: membrane. Lineage: Eukaryota; Metazoa; Chordata; Mammalia; Dermoptera; Cynocephalidae. The transcript is spliced from 3 exons. The record is from RefSeq and is a predicted model, not a curated record. Bases 37 to 369 code for a protein of 110 amino acids.
GGGUCUCCAGUUUACCGUGGCUUCUGGGCAGUCCUGAUGCUCCUGGGGGUAGUCGCUGUCAUGACCGCGAGCUUUUUGAUCAUCUGUGCAGCCCCCUUUGCCAGCCAUUUUCUCUAUAAAGCCGGGGGAGGCUCAUUUAUUGCUGCAGGCAUCCUGUUUUCCCUGGUGGUGAUGCUGUAUGUCAUCUGGGUCCAGGCAGUGGCCGACAUGGAGAGCUACAAAAACAUGAAAAUGAAAGACUGCUUGGACUUCAGCCCUUCUGUUUUGUAUGGCUGGUCAUUUUUUCUGGCCCCAGCUGGGAUAUUUUUUUCUUUGUUGGCUGGAUUACUCUUUCUAGUUGUUGGACGGCAUAUUCAGAUACAUCACUAAUCAAACUUGUCACGAGUACUUUCUUGAGAGAUUUUAAGACAGAGUAUACUUUUUUUUCCAUUUUAUUUCAGUGAUCCCAGCAUAGAAUUAGUGGAUGUAGCUUUUUAGUUGCUGCUCAAAUUAACCAUUUUACUUGUGAUUUUCUCUGAUAAGAAGGUCCCAGGCUCUCUCCAGAUGCUAACAUGUUUUCAUCUUAUCUAGGUGCUAUCAAGAACCUAGUGUUGUAGGGAGUGGGUGAAUGUGCCUCCUCUUCAUUGCACAUGUUGGAGUUUGUGGAGGUUGUCAAGG